AAUGACGUAAACUCCCCGCUAAAUUAAAAACAAAUAUAUUUUUAAGGAAUACUGCGCUCUUUAGGCUCACUCGCUGGAGUUUUAUAACGCGUUGUUCUCAGUACCAAACAAAUGAUCUUAACUUUUGAAUGGUUGACACAGUAGUGAGUUAUAUAACACACUUUUUUGUAGCCCAGUGUUAACUUUUAAAGCAGCUGGGAUUGCAGAAGACAAUGUCUGGCGCAUUGGUCAAUGCACCCACGAAACCCUAGCUUUUGGGGUCAGCGAAUUCUACUUCAGCUGGGUCAGCAAGUUGGCCUGGAGCAUAGUGUGGUAAGAUAGUUCCCAUCGGAAGCCAGUCAGUUCUGCCUUCACCAUGUCGGCGAUCAACACGUUCGUGACGCUGUGGCGCUUCCUGUUCACCCUGGGCCCCUCGGCCAUGAUCCUCCUGCUCCUGAACAAGGGCAUCCUCGAGCAGAGGCCGGACAUUGUGGACGAAGCGCAUCGCGUGCGCUCGAUCCACAUCGAAAAUCUACGGAGCUCCUACGAUUUCAUCGUGAUUGGCGGCGGUACGGCGGGCUGUGUCUUGGCCUCCAGACUCUCGGAGAAUCCGCAGUGGAGUGUUCUGCUGCUGGAGGCCGGCGGCGAUGAGCCCCUGCUCAUGGAUCUGCCGCAGCUGUAUCCGGUGUUCCAGCGCAGCCCCUGGGACUGGAAGUACUCCACGGAGCCCUCGGACCGCUACUGCUUGGCCAUGGAGGAUCAGCGCUGCUUCUGGCCCAGGGCCAAGGUCCUGGGCGGCUGCAGCUCCAUCAAUGCCAUGAUGUACAUCCGCGGCAACAGGCGGGACUACGAUUACUGGGCGGAGCAGGGCAAUCCCGGCUGGAACUAUGACAACAUCCUGCACUAUUUCCGCAAGGCGGAGGACAUGCGUGUGCCGGGGUUCGAGCACAAUCCCUACCACGGCCACGGUGGACCCAUCUCCGUGGAGAGAUACAGGUUUCCCUCGCCGCUUUUGGAUGUCUUCAUGACGGCCGCCCAGCAGAUGGGCAUGGUCAACCCCGAAGCGGACUUUAAUGGUCGUUCCCAGACGGGAUUCGCCCCGCCGCAUGGAACUCUGAGAGAUGGUCUGCGUUGCAGUGCCAACAAGGGCUACCUCCGGCGCAGUUGGCAGCGUCCCAACUUGGACAUUGUGCUGAAGGCCUUCGUGGAGCGCAUCCUCAUUGAUCCGCAAUCCCAUCGAGCGGUGGGAGUGCGCUUCGAGUACGGUCUUCUCAAGCACUCGGUCAGUGCCAAAAGGGAGGUGAUCCUCUCGGCCGGUUCGCUAGCUAGUCCCCAACUCCUGAUGGUCAGCGGCGUGGGGCCCAGGGAGCAGCUGGAGCCACUGGGCAUCCCGGUGCUGCAGCACCUGCCCGGCGUGGGCGGCAACCUCCAGGAUCACGUCUCCACCUCGGGAGCCAUCUACACCUUCGACAGUGGUGAGAAUCGACACCUCUCGUUUAUUGUCCCUGAAAUGAUGAACGAGCAGGCGGUGGAGGACUUUGUCCAAGGGUCCGACAGCUUCUUCUACGCCAUGCCCGUGAGCGAGGUGAUGGGCUUCUUCAGCACUCGUUAUCAGGAUCCCCGUUUGGAUUGGCCGGACAUCCAGCUGUUCAUGGGCAGUUAUGGCUAUGGAGCAGACGGUGGAAUGAUUGGUCGCCGGGGAGCCGCCAUCACGCUGGACAACUACGCCGAGACCUUUGAGCCUGUGCUCUACCAGGACUCCUUUGUGAUAGCUCCACUGCUGAUGCGUCCCCGCUCGCGGGGAUAUCUGCAGAUACGCUCGGCGGAUCCCAAGAUCCAUCCCCUGAUCCAUGCCAACUACUACGACGAUCCCCUGGACAUGGCCGUGAUGGUGGAGGGCCUGAAGAUGGCCCACCGCCUGACCCAGACGCCGGUGAUGCAAGCCCUGAACGCCACCAUGAACAUCUACGAGUGGCGCAACUGUCCCGAGGUGGAGUACCUCAGCGACGCCUUCUGGGAGUGCCUGGCCAGAUUCUACUCGCAGACGAUCUACCAUCCGGUGGGCACCUGCAAGAUGGCGCCCACAUCGGAUCCCGGCGGCGUGGUGGAUCCCCGACUCAGGGUCCGGGGAAUGCGGGGCCUGCGGGUCAUCGAUGCCAGUAUCAUGCCCACCAUUCCCACGGGAAACACCAAUGCCCCCACUUUCAUGAUCGCGGAAAGGGGCGCGGAUAUAAUCAAGGAGGAUUGGCGGCACUACAGAGAUGGCGGCUGGAGUUAGGUACUAAAUUGUUAUGCCUUUUUAUACCUUUUACAAAAUUAAAUAAAAUAAUUUCUAA
Messenger RNA from Drosophila biarmipes, 2315 nucleotides. RefSeq names its product glucose dehydrogenase [FAD, quinone]. The record is from RefSeq and is a predicted model, not a curated record. Gene Ontology annotation, molecular function: oxidoreductase activity, acting on CH-OH group of donors; flavin adenine dinucleotide binding. Bases 356 to 2257 code for a protein of 633 amino acids. The transcript has 2 exons. Lineage: Eukaryota; Metazoa; Arthropoda; Insecta; Diptera; Drosophilidae.